Molecule: messenger RNA, 306 nt
Organism: Symbiodinium sp. CCMP2592
Lineage: Eukaryota; Dinophyceae; Suessiales; Symbiodiniaceae
Source: the annotation of a GenBank genome assembly
AUGCGGAAGCAGUUGAAAGGAGUCAGCUAUGCGACUGAAUGCCUCAAGGAGAUGACCCACUUCGAGCAGGAGUUCCAGGCGAUCUACGACCAGGUGGACAAGCUCAUCUCUGAGCUGGUCCACGAUGAUGGGGUCUAUCUUCCCAUUGCUACCAGAUAUCUCGAUAUCGCGAAGCGUUAUGAGAAGCCCAGCAAGGUAGCAAACAGCUUGAUCCGAGCUGCGAAGGCGACUCCGACGGAUCCAACCGCGCCCAAAGGAUCGGCUAAAGCCAAGUCCAAGAAGCGCAAAGCCGUGGAGGGAGCCUAG